CGCAGGUACGCGCUUCGGUGGAGAUUGCGUGCAAGUCAGCGAUUACUGCAUCUCUUUUCACGCUCCCGGACAACUUUAAAGUUCAGUUUUCUUUGGUGGAUUGUUCUCUUUAAUCAAGAUAUUUUAAAAAGCCUCAGGAUCCAUAUUUUUAAGCAGACCGACCGCACGCAUGCGUGCCGGCGUCAAGGCGAUCGCGCGUUCCCGACGUGCCGAAGGCGCGCAUGCGUGAUCUGCCCGGAGCGGCCGUCAGUUAUUAACUCAUCUGUCGCCGAAUGUGAGGCCGUCAAUAACGGAGGCCGAGAAGGAGGGAGGAGUAGGAGGGAGGAGGAGGAGGCGGAGGCGGAGGGAGCAGGAGUCGCUUGAUUUUGGAUGUUCAACAGAAAUGACAACAAACCCUCCAGCGCCAGAUUUUCAGAACAAAAAUCGUGCUGCUAUCUUGGCAGAGCUGAAACAGGAGAAGAAAAAGUUGAUCAUGCAGAAUCAGUCAUCUAUGAACAACCCUGGAGCCAGUAUUCCUCUGUCGAGGCCUGCUUUUGCUAAGGAUUUUCGGGACCAUGCUGAACAACAGCAUAUAGCAGCACAACAGAAGGCUGCCUUGCAGCAUGCACAUGCACACUCGUCAGGAUAUUUCAUAACCCAAGACUCUGCUUUUGGAAAUCUUAUUCUUCCUGUUUUGCCUCGUUUGGAUCCAGAAUAAGCACCCUAAAAAAACAAUCUCGAUUGUUGGGGAAUUUUUUUGAUAAACAAGACUAUUUCUUGCACCUGAAAGAACACCAGUAAAGAGAAGUGAACUUUCAUCAGUUGAUGCUACUAGUGGACCAUGAUAUUUUAUCUUGCAGGUUUUGUGUACAUUUGCAAGAGGGAAGCAGAUGCCCAAUUUCUGUGAUCCAAUUCAUUGGGGUUUAGUAUGACUGUUCCUCAUUUAUCAUUAAAUUCACCAGCAGUGAAAGAAGCCAAGUUUUCUGUAAAUGUUUAACAGUGAACACAAUCUUGGCUAUCAGGAACUUGUCAAAUAGUGAGGGUACUCGCUAUAAUAAAGGUCCAUCUGCAAGUAAGUUAGUACAUUAUAUAGUGUAUGUGGGUUCAUCCAUGUACCCAGAAAAUAUGGCCUCAUCUGCCUUAUGCUGCUAAUAUAAAAUGGAUUUGCCAAGCUCCUGCUAGGCUGAGGAAAUUUAGAAAUGUACAUUACUGAGAGACUUUUGUAGGCAUGCUUUAGAAAUCUUGACUGUAUAUAAAUGAAUUCUAUUUAGUCUAAGCUCAAAUAAUAUGUGGCUACAUUUAGGAUUUUGUGGAAUGUCAAUUUUGUAUCCAUCAUUUCCUACUUGGCAUAUUAUGUUUCUUCAUUUUAGUUAUCAUCUUGUAUUUUGAGUGAAGCCACUCAGUUUUUCAAUGUUAAAAGCCCAGUUACAGAACUACUUGAUGUACUCUUCCCCUCAUUACAAUUUACCUUGGUGCAGUACCAACUUGUGGAUUGUUAAACAAUUGCUCCCAAAACAGCCACUUAUGACAUCUAAUAGUUAAUUUGUAUUUUUAAAAAAAUACUGGUUACAGCAGACAACUGUGAUCUUGUGUAAUUGUCAUAGAUGGCAUGAGGUGCAAUCAAGUUAAAGAAUCGUCAAAUAAAAUGAAUGUUUAAAUUC
Messenger RNA from Pristis pectinata (smalltooth sawfish), 1640 nucleotides. It is a transcript of the gene inip, whose product is annotated as ints3 and nabp interacting protein. Lineage: Eukaryota; Metazoa; Chordata; Chondrichthyes; Rhinopristiformes; Pristidae. The transcript is spliced from 5 exons. Bases 383 to 697 code for a protein of 104 amino acids. The record is from RefSeq and is a predicted model, not a curated record. Gene Ontology annotation, cellular component: nucleus; SOSS complex; nucleoplasm. Gene Ontology annotation, biological process: DNA repair.